Molecule: messenger RNA, 1867 nt
Organism: Etheostoma spectabile (orangethroat darter)
Lineage: Eukaryota; Metazoa; Chordata; Actinopteri; Perciformes; Percidae
Gene: hsdl1
Product: hydroxysteroid dehydrogenase like 1
Exons: 5
Coding region: 252-1229 (325 amino acids)
Cellular component (GO): mitochondrion
Source: RefSeq, a predicted model, not a curated record
CAGCACCAAACGCAAUGUUUUGAUCCUUCUAGCUACGCAACGUUAGCCUACAGAGGACAUCUCUGCCUGCUGAAACGUCCAUCAAACCUUCUAGCUUUAUCAUACAUGUCUCAUGUGGUAACAGCGACUAGAUUAAUCCACACACCUGACUUACCAGCUAACGUUACCUUUAGAAAUCACGACGUUACAUUUACUGAAUAACCUACGCUUUAGUUAGCAAGCUAGCAUCAGCAUCAUCAGUAGUGUGGACUAUGGCGACAGUUGACAGCUUUCAGUUUUUGUAUAGAGAAGUUUCUCGGUCGUGCAGUCCUUACUUUGAGACCCUGGCCCUGGUGGGUGCUCUGUACACGGCCAGAAGGGUGCUACUCCUGCUGAGAGACUGCUGCGCGUUGCUCAGAGUGCAUUUCCUGCCAAGAGUUAUCCCGAGUAAGAAGCUGAGCCAAAGAUUUGGUGACUGGGCUGUGGUUUAUGGUGCAGCCGAGCCUGUGGCCAGGGCCUACGCAGAGGAGCUGGCCAGACACGGGAUCAGCAUUAUCUUUGUCACAAAGGACCACACCUCUGUCAGAGACACCGCUGCAUCCCUCUCCCAGAGCUACGGCGUGGAAACGGUCGUCAUCCUGGCGGACUUCUCUUUGGACCCGGCAGCCAGCAAGUCCAUCGAAGAAGCCAUGAGGGGUAAAGACAUCGGCUUCCUGGUGAACUGUGUGGAGUCGUCGUCGUCUGCCCCUCAGAGCCUGAUUGACAUGCCGGAGCAGGCUCUGUUGGAGUUUGUGAGGAAGAACGUUGCGGUCGCUACUCUGAUGACCCGGUUGGUGCUGCCGGGGAUGCUGGAGCGCGGCAGAGGAGCUGUGGUCAAUAUAUCAUCGGGGGCGUGCUCCAGACCCCUACCUGGAAGAGUGACCCUCACCGCGUCCACUGGCUACCUGGAUCAUUUCUCAAGAGCUCUUCAUCUUGAGUACGGUGGCAAAGGGAUCUUCGUCCAAAGUCUGAUUCCUUUCCAGAUAGCCUCAAGCGAGCAACAAGCAGCAUCAUCAUCAUCGACACCAUUAUCGAGGCAGGGUUGGUUCGUACCAAAGCCGGAGGUCUACGCCCGCCAUGCCGUCUCCACCCUGGGAGUCUCUAACCGGACCACUGGCUACUGGCCUCACACUCUGCAGUACGGACUGAUCCGAUGUAUUCCAGAGUGGAUCUGGGUCCUGGGCUCACGGGUGCUGAUCAGUUCAAGCUAAGAGCUCACCUGUCCACCCUUCUCUAAAGACUUAACCCCGUUACUGGAGUCACGGGGAGUUUUAGUUUCUUCUGCCGUUGGUUUAAAUUUGGUAAACUCUCAGGAUCUGUUGAGGUUUGUAGUUAAGAGAUCGUCUUCUAUUGAUUUGGUAUUAAUUUCAAGGGAGGCUGCAGUGGAAUUUGCCUGAAAUAAUGAAUAAAUAUACAUAUAUUACUCCUGUACUAUUUACUAUUGGUCUGACCAAUCUGUAAUGUCCUAAAUUAACUACAGAAACAGACAACCUAAUGAUACAUGUUGCAAACUGAGUUUGAGUUAGUAUUGUAAACUCCUUGAUUAGCAUUGGAGCGUAAUGAUCUUACAUUUAUUUAUCAUUGGUUUGGCGCCUGGACUUUUUAUAACAUGAGCCUCCGUGUAGUUUUAACCAUAGGAAUCAAACAAUGAAUCCAUUUUAUUCCUAUGGCUGCCAACAUGAAUCAUAACGGCAUGGUUCAUUAAAUAUAAAACUGAAUGCACAACAACUUUAUUUUUGUUAUUUAUUUUAAAAAGUUGCACACUUAAAUAAUUCUGUUUUGCAAAACAGCUCAGUAGAGAAGGGCAGGUGAGAUCAAACGCCUCACCUCAAAUGUUACAUAUAAAAAA